GUAGCCAGACGUGGCAGCAGCAGCAGCAAGAGCAGAAUCAGCUCCUGGUUUCUUUCCGCGCGAGCCGGGAGCGGGCAAAGAAGCCAGCAGCGGCGGGCGAUGGCUCCGGGCGCGCGCCUCCUCUUUGCGCCCAGCAAGCGCUUCGGAACCGGGAUGUGGCUGCUGCUGCCUCUGGUCCUUUGGACUAUCUUUCCAGCAUGCCUGUUAUCAACAAAGAUAUCACCUUUAAUAGAAAAAAUCAGUGAUCAGAAGGACUUCAAGAAACUCCUGAGGACGCGGAAUAACGUAUUGGUGCUAUACUCUAAAUCUUCGGCAGCUGCUGACAGUUCACUCAGGUUAUUGUCUGAUGUAGCCCAAGCAGUGAAAGGCCGAGGUACUAUAUCCUGGAUAGAUUGCGGUGAUUCAGAGAGCCGAAAACUAUGCAAGAAAAUGAAAGUCGACCCUAGUUCAAAGGAAAAAGGAGUAGAAUUACUACAUUACAAGGAUGGCACAUUUCAUACUGAAUACACUAGAGCACCCACGUUCAAGUCAAUGGUGGCCUUCCUAAAGGAUCCAGAAGGAGCUCCAUUGUGGGAGGAGGAUCCUGACGCCAAAGAUAUUGUCCAUAUUGACAGUGAAAAGGAACUUAAGAGGCUUUUGAAGAAAGAAGAUAAGCCUGUGCUUCUGAUGUUUUAUGCCCCUUGGUGUGGGGUUUGCAAAAGAAUGAUGCCAUCAUUCCAGCAAGCAUCUACAGAACUGAAGGGCAAGUAUGUAUUUGCAGGAAUGAAUGUCUACUCGGCUGAAUUUGAAAAAAUUAAAGAAGAAUAUAACGUCCGGGGAUACCCAACCAUCUGCUAUUUUGAAAAAGGAAAAUUCCUGUUUAACUUUGAAAACUACAGUGCCACAGCAAAGGACAUAGCAGAAUGGUUACAAAAUCCUCAGCCACCUAAACCACAGGCCCCUGAGACUCCUUGGCCAGAAGAGGAUAACGCGGUUUAUCACCUAACAGAUGAUGACUUUGACAAGUUUAUCAAGGAGCAUUCUUCCGUCUUAGUGAUGUUCUACGCACCAUGGUGUGGGCACUGCAAGAAAAUGAAGCCAGAAUAUGAGAACGCUGCUGAGAUGCUCCAUGCAGACAGUGAGAGACCAGGUGUUCUGGCAGCUGUAGAUGCUACUGUCAACAAAGCUGUAGCAGAAAAAUUUCACAUAUCAGGAUUUCCAACAUUAAAAUAUUUCCAAGAUGGAGAGGAGAAAUAUACUCUGCCACACUUGCGAACAAAGAGUAAAAUUGUUGAAUGGCUUCAAAAUCCUCAGGCACCACCUCCACCUGAACCAACCUGGGAAGAACGGCAAACAAGUGUUACCCAUCUCGCAGGUGAAGACUUCAGGGAAUCUUUGAAGAAAAAGAAGCAUGCACUUGUGAUGUUCUAUGCCCCAUGGUGCCCGCACUGUAAAAACUCCAUCCCACAUUUCACAACAGCUGCAGAACUAUUUAAAGAAGAUCGAAAGAUUGCCUACGCUGCAGUGGACUGCGCCAAAGAACAGAAUCAUGACCUGUGUAAGCAGGAAGGUGUGGAUGGUUACCCGACCUUCAACUACUACAACUAUGGGAAAUUUAUAGAAAAAUAUAAUGGAGACAGAGGGGAAUCUGGAUUUACAACCUUCAUGCGAACCCUCAGAGAACGAGACCAUGAAAGGAUAGGGAAAAGGAAAGACGAGUUGUAAUUUCUGCCUCAAAACACAAUUUCCACUGCACUGUGAAUAAUCUCAGGGGUGGUGGUACAAUGCCUGAGAUUUCACAUCUUUCAAAACAAAACUAAAACUUUGUUUUUAUAAGCAGCCAUUGCCAUUUUGUACAAUUUUGAAAUAAAGUGAGAUCAUUUGAUUUUUCAAGAAAAAAAUAAAUGACAUCGUUGUUGCCAUAUUCUGUUCUGAAGGAGAGGAAGAAGAAAGAAGAGCAUUUUCUCGCCAUUUUGAUGCACCUAUGCCCAUUGAUAUUCCUAUGCAAUCUUUUUGUAAUCUGUAGGUUUGGUAGUGAUUUCCUCUGACAAGGUAAUUUCUGCAUUUUUAGUUUUUGAAGACUAUUAUAUGAGAAAUGGCUUUUAAAAAUGGGAGGGGGGGAGGUUAAGGGAAAAUGCAAAGGAUCCAUCAGCAACCGGUUCCAUUAAAAUGAGUGGAAGCUAACUGCAGCCACAGUGGACCACACACAGCCUCUUCAGUCGCAGUCACGAGGGUGUAAGUGCACGGCACUCCAUUGAGGAGCCAGGUGUGAUAAAGUGCACUUUAGAGCCCGGGCAAAUGCCAGCCUGCACUAACCCUCCUGUUCUGUGAUGGGGAUGUAAUCUUUGCAAGGACAAGGCAGGGUGCAUGCAGUCCAAUGCGCAGAUUUGCUACCGUCAACGAAUCAUGCAACAAAGAGGAAGAUAUCUCUUCCCAGCCCACAUACUUCUAGUUGUGUUUGGCAGUGCCAAACUGGUAGCAUGACUAGUUGCAAAAUGAUACACUGUGUGUGUAUUUUUUAAAAAGCAAGAUUUGGGGACUGAUUUUUAAGGUGCUCAGGGAUAAUAGGGAAAUAAUGAAGCAGCAUUGGCCAUGUUGGAUCUUAAUUAACGGUAGUGGUGUCUUUUCUUUAUUUUAUAUUUUCUUUUUGCGGGGAAUAAUCUACCGUACCUGAACUGUUUACAUAUCUUUAUAGAAUGUAUGGGUUAUUUCAAACAAAUGUCUCUGCAAUCAGCACAUCUUAAGCACCAAAAUGACUCUCUCAGUGUAUUGUGUUUGCAUUCAUGUUGUCAAAUGCUCCUUUAAGGAUAGGAGUGGUGUAAUGCAGGUGUAAAAGUUCUCCUCAAUUUAUGAUCCCACAGUAUGAACAGCGUAGUUGCUCAGCGUUCCAUUUGUAUGUUCAGCAGAGACCCUGGUAUUUUUGAUAUGAAGAAGCAUCAUGCAACAAUACUUGUUUAUGUUCCAAAGGCUCGUCUGUGCGUGUUAAGUACAAACAAGAGUACUUUUCUUUCCUUUUUUUCCUUAGAGUUCUAUAGAAGCAGACUGUCUUUUUACAAAUGUUUAGCCCUGUCAGCGAUAGAAGAAAAUCCAGCAUUACUAGAAGUAGCUUUUACAAGUCUGUAACUGUGUGCUGAUUCUGUGAGAUUAGGGUGAUCUGGACAUUGUGUCUUCAUGGGGUUAAUGAUAUUUUUUUGUGACUUCCACUUUGAUCAAAGAGAAUUAAACAAUUGAAAAUGA
Molecule: messenger RNA, 3216 nt
Organism: Anolis carolinensis (green anole)
Lineage: Eukaryota; Metazoa; Chordata; Lepidosauria; Squamata; Anolidae
Gene: pdia5
Product: protein disulfide isomerase family A member 5
Exons: 17
Coding region: 100-1704 (534 amino acids)
Biological process (GO): protein folding
Cellular component (GO): endoplasmic reticulum
Molecular function (GO): protein disulfide isomerase activity
Source: RefSeq, a predicted model, not a curated record